Molecule: messenger RNA, 1296 nt
Organism: Solea senegalensis (Senegalese sole)
Lineage: Eukaryota; Metazoa; Chordata; Actinopteri; Pleuronectiformes; Soleidae
Product: high mobility group protein B2-like
Exons: 5
Coding region: 99-743 (214 amino acids)
Biological process (GO): regulation of transcription by RNA polymerase II
Molecular function (GO): DNA binding, bending
Source: RefSeq, a predicted model, not a curated record
UUAGUUCGGCCCCGCGGACGACGACAAAAACACUCGCGCUUUCUUCCUCAUUCACUCGUCUUCAACUUGUGUCUCAGAGAACAGAUUUGGACGCACCCAUGGCGAGAGACCCCACUAAGCCGAGAGGCAAAACCUCAUCCUACGCUUACUUUGUCGCGACCUGUCGCGAGGAGCACAAGAAGAAACACCCGGGCACCAGCGUCAACUUCUCUGACUUUUCCAAGAAGUGCUCCGAGAGAUGGAGAAAUAUGACUGGUAAGGAGAAGUUGAAGUUCGAAGACAUGGCCAAGGUCGACAAAGUGCGAUAUGAUCGUGAGAUGAAGAACUACAUCCCACCCAAAGGAACAAAGAAGGGCAAGAAGAAGAAGGACCCCAAUGCCCCAAAGAGGCCACCCUCUGCUUUCUUUGUCUUCUGUUCCGACCACCGUCCGCGGAUCAAGGAGGAGCACCCCGGCAUCUCCAUCGGCGACAUCGCCAAGAAGCUCGGCGAGUUGUGGUCAAAGCAGACGCCCAAGGACAAGGCUCCCUAUGAGGCGAAGGCCGGCAAACUGAAGGAGAAAUAUGAGAAGGAAGUCGCUGCGUACAGGGCAAAGGGCGGCAUUGGGAAGAACGACGCCGGAAAGAAGAGUGGUCCCGGCCGGCCCUCCGCCAAGAAGGCGGAGCCUAUAGACGACGACGAUGACGAUGAUGAGGACGACGACGAGGAAGAGGACGAUGAUGACGACGACGAGGAUGACGACUAAGCGGCGGGUUGGCGGGCAUUGGUUGGGCUUAAACUCGUGUUUUUGUUUUUUGUGCGUCUGAUUGCAACAGUAAAUAUAAGGAGCCUGCUGUCCCUGCUGGUCUGUCUCUGUAGACCCAGACCUGUUCUUUCAUUCAGGGAUUUAGUUUGAUAACGUCACUUAGUCCCAUGGUUGUUUUUAUUUUUUUUUUCUUCGUCUCUCCCUCCUCCCACCAAAUGUGAGUUGGUUACAGUUUGAAUCUUGACUUAAAACAGGCGGCGACGACAUGAACUUCCUGUGCUAAUAAGAGACUGGACUGGAACUUGUGCACAGGCGGUGGACAGCAGCCAAUAAUCGGUUAACAAUUUUAAGAAAGUUAUUGUUUUUCUGGAAGCACUGCGUAAUGUUCUCUGUCCCGCGGUGCGGUUUCUUCACUCGUUUUACCGCCACAGGAUUUGUCUGUAGUUUCAUUAAACAUGUUUGCAGCCAUUUUUUAAAAAUGUGGAGACUUAAAAAAAACUUUCAUGUAGGUUGAAUUUUUUUCUUUUUGUAAUAAAAUUUUGUAUAUUGAUAA